Galeopterus variegatus (Sunda flying lemur) is the source of this 2187-nucleotide messenger RNA. RefSeq names its product GLIS family zinc finger 3 (gene GLIS3). The transcript has 4 exons. The record is from RefSeq and is a predicted model, not a curated record. The annotation marks the transcript as partial. Gene Ontology annotation, molecular function: DNA-binding transcription factor activity, RNA polymerase II-specific; RNA polymerase II cis-regulatory region sequence-specific DNA binding. Gene Ontology annotation, biological process: regulation of transcription by RNA polymerase II. NCBI's taxonomy places the organism in Eukaryota, Metazoa, Chordata, Mammalia, Dermoptera, Cynocephalidae. Gene Ontology annotation, cellular component: nucleus.
AGAGAUGCUUUAAUGUCCUCAAAGUCUUAUUUAGAGGCCAUGUCUGCUUUGUGUUUGUUUACUGGAAACUUUGAAGCAUUGGUCUCACAGCUCAUGAAGGUGGUGAUUUUGGAUUUCCCAAAACCCACUGUAGCAAAAGUGAACUGUUAUGGACAGAUCCUCUAGAGAACAAAAUAAGUUUCAUUUUGCAUGCUGGCCCCAGUAGAUUGGUUGCAGUUGUCAAGAGCACUGUAUCGAGAAGGGUAAAGUGGCAAACAAAACAGUGCAGUGAUCCAUAAUCCAUGUCUUCCGUGAAUGCAGAAGAGCAGAGUGCCUGCCAGUGAGCCAUGUAUUUGAUGUCCCUGUUCUAUCUAAAAGGCCAUUUUGCUAAGGGUGCUUCUUUCUUCCUGAUAUGAAUGCUACACAGGUUGAAAACUCACUGUACCUUAUUUUUGUUUUUACUUUUAAAAAUGCCUGCAUUUAUUUUUUUAAACAGGCUUAGAACCUACACCAUGGAUAACUUAUUGGACUUUGCCUGAAAGGAGUCAUUAGUGCCACUGGAUAUUUGACCAUCCUGGCCACAGGUUUUACAGAAUGAAUGGAAGGCCAUGCAGCAUGAGUCUCCACCGGACAUCGGGAACCCCACAGGGGCCUGGGAUGGUCGGUGGCCAACACAUCCCCCCCAUCCGAGCCCACUCGGGGACUCCUGGCCCCUCGUCCUGUGGAAGCACACCAAGUCCCGCUAUUGGAAGCCUUGUUAACAGUCUCCAUCUCAAGAUGCCCUCGGGAGGAGGGAUAGCUCCUCAGAACAGCAUGGCUGAGAGCCCCAUUCAUCUGCCUGCCCUGAGCCCCAGGAGACAAGUGCUCACCAAUGGGAAGCCACGAUUCCAGGUCACCCAGGCUGGCAGCAUGUCAGGGUCACACUCUUUAAAGCCAAAGCAGCAGGAGUUUGGAAGCCCUUUUCCUCUAAAUCCUGGGAAAGGGGCUCUUGGCUUUGGGCCUCAGUGCAAGUCCAUUGGAAAAGGCAGCUGCAACAAUCUAGUGGUCACCAGCAGUCCCAUGAUGGUUCAGCGACUGGGACCCAUUUCACCUCCAGCAAGCCAGGUCUCUACAGCAUGCAACCAGAUCAGUCCUAGCUUACAGAGGGCAAUGAAUGCAGCCAACCUGAAUAUACCUCCUUCAGAUACCAGGUCCCUUAUUUCACGUGAGUCUUUGGCGUCCACGACUUUGAGUCUGACGGAAGGUCAGUCGGCCUUGAGCGUGAAACAAGAGUGGUCUCACAGCCACAGGGCUCUCCCUUCACUCUCCUCCAGCCACGGCUCUCAGAAUGGCAUUGACCUAGGGGACCUCCUUAGCCUGCCUCCCGGGACAUCCAUGUCCAGCAGUAGUGUCUCUAACCCAUUGCCAUCCUACCUUUUUGGCAUGGAAAAUAGCCACUCUCCUUACCCUAGUCCCCGGCACUCAUCCACCAGGUCCCAUUCGGCCCGCUCCAAGAAGAGAGCACUGUCCUUGUCCCCACUGUCCGAUGGCAUCGGGAUAGACUUCAAUACCAUCAUUCGCACCUCGCCCACAUCCUUGGUCGCCUACAUCAACGGCUCGAGGGCUUCCCCGGCCAACAUGUCCCCGCAGCCGGAGGUCUAUGGGCAUUUCCUGGGGGUGCGCGGCAGCUGCAUUCCCCAGCCGUGCCCGGUGCCCGGCGGCCAGAAGGGCGUGCUGGUGGCCAGCAGCGGCCUGGCACUGCCGGCCUACGGCGACGACGGCGCGCUGGAGCACGAGCGCAUGCAGCAGCUGGAGCACGGCGGCCUGCAACCCGGCCUGGUCAACCACACGGUGGUGCAGCACGUUCCGCCGCUGCCACCGCCCCAAGGCCCCCCGCCCCCCUACCACGCCCACCCGCACCUGCACCACCCGGAGCUCACGCCCCACGCCCAGCCGCUGGCCCUGGCCCAGGCCACCGUGGACGACGACGGGGACGUGGACGACGUCGGGGGCAAGCACUGCUGUCGCUGGAUAGACUGCAGCGCCUUGUAUGACCAGCAGGAGGAACUCGUGCGGCACAUCGAGAAGGUCCACAUAGACCAGCGCAAAGGGGAAGACUUCACCUGCUUCUGGGCCGGCUGCCCUCGAAGGUACAAGCCCUUCAACGCCCGCUAUAAACUGCUGAUCCACAUGAGGGUCCACUCCGGGGAGAAGCCCAACAAGUGCACG